AUAAAAAAAACACUUUCCAGUAAUGCAUGACUCUUACAAAUGUUGGCUCGAAACCGAUCAACAUGGGAUAGAAUCCAUAUAUAUUUGGGCUUUGGCAGGCAGCCCAAUUAUACAAAAAGAUUAAAAUAAGCAUGUAAUCUACGGUCCAAACCUAUAAUUAAUUUUUCAAAUUGUUAUUUACAGGUCAAUUCGCGAUCAAGCUUUCUUCCUUCUUGCUUCAAAUAUAUAGGUGAAACAAUCCAAGCAAGUAGAUCCAGGGCCAAAUAGAAGUUUUUGCUUGGUUAAUUUCUCUGAUUAAUCAAAAUGGUUGUGCUUGCCUCUUCUAUAGUGACCAAGUCUGGGAAAGUGCUUGUUUCUAGGCAGUUUGUGGACAUGUCUCGUAUGAGGAUUGAAGGCCUUCUUGCAGCCUUUCCCAAGUUAAUAGGAACUGGAAAACAGCAUACAUAUGUUGAGACUGAGAAUGUGAGAUAUGUCUACCAGCCAAUAGAGGCUUUGUACUUGCUGCUCGUGACAAAUAAACAGAGCAACAUUCUUGAAGAUUUGGAGACUCUGAGACUGCUUUCCAAACUUGUGCCUGAAUACUGUAUGUCUCUUGAUGAAGAGGGCAUUUGCAAGACAGCUUUUGAGUUGAUUUUUGCAUUUGAUGAGGUCAUCUCCCUAGGACACAAGGAAAAUGUGACUGUUGCACAGGUUAAGCAGUACUGUGAGAUGGAGAGUCAUGAAGAGAAAUUGCACAAGCUGGUACUGCAGAGCAAGAUCAAUGAAACCAAGGAUGUCAUGAAACGCAAAGCUAGUGAGAUUGAUAAAAGCAAGAUUGAAAAGAAUAGAGGUGAUAAAGGAGGAUUUAUGUCUUUGCAGUCUAUGGGCUCUGGAAGAAUUGAGAGUAAAUUUAGUGAUAUGAGUAUUUCUAGCAAUGAAGGUGGUUUUGGAAGUGGUUCUGGGUUUGGAUUGACGACUGAUGACUCCUUUUCCAGCAAAUCUAAAGGUCGUCAACCAUCAUCUGCCGCUGCUCCUCCUAAGGGUCUCGGCAUGAAGCUUGGUAAAACCCAGAGGACAAGCCAGUUUUUGGAAUCACUGAAAGCAGAAGGUGAAGUUAUUCUUGAAGAAGUGCAGCCAAAGGCAGGCCAAUCCAGAACUGCUGCACCACCUCUAACUGAUCCCAUCACUUUGACUGUUGAGGAGAAACUAAGUGUGAGUCUAAGACGAGAUGGUGGAAUGAGUAACUUUGAUGUUCAAGGGCAAUUGUCACUUCAGAUUCUUAACCAAGAAGAUGGGCUAAUCCAAGUUCAGAUUGAAACUGGAGGAAAUCCAGGCAUCAUUUUCAAGACACAUCCCAACAUGAAUAAAGAAUUAUUUGCCAAUCAAAAUAUUCUAGGCUUGAGGGAUCCUAAUCGACCUUUCCCAACUGGUCAAACCGGUGAUGCUGGCGUUGGUCUUCUCAAGUGGAGAAUGCAAAGUGCUGAUGAGUCAAUGGUGCCAUUGACAAUCAACUGCUGGCCCUCUGUUUCUGGAAAUGAAACUUUUGUCAGCAUUGAAUAUGAAGCUUCAUCAAUGUUUGAUCUGAGAAAUGUUGUGAUCUCAGUACCUCUGCCAGCUCUGCGAGAGGCACCAAGUGUUAGGCAAAUUGAUGGAGAAUGGAGGUAUGACUCAAGAAAUUCCAUCCUGGAGUGGUCCAUUCUUCUCAUUGACAACUCUAACCGCAGUGGAUCAAUGGAGUUUGUUGUGCCUCCAGCAGAUUCAUCAGCAUUCUUCCCUAUUUCUGUUCGGUUCUCAGCCACUAGCACAUACAGUGACGUAAAGGUUGUCAAUGUCCUUCCUCUGAAAGGCGGACCUUCGCCAAAGUUUUCUCAGCGGACACAAUUGGUGACAGAAAAUUACCAAGUAGACUGAAUACUUCAUUCAAUUUUGUGAUUAUGGUUCUUGAUUGUACUGCACCUAGUCUUUUCUGUAAUACAUUUGAUAGUUUUGCGUUAACUUCUGCAUUGCCUUUUUUUGUAUGUACCGUGUAUGAGCUCUCUCUUUUGGUAUAAUAUACCGAAGCUUGCUGCCUAUCAUGUACCCGUUAGAAUGUUUUGAAGUUAAUUGAAAAGGAAAUGCACAAACUAGGUGUUUGGACAAUUAUUUCAAUUUUUUUUAUAUUAUUUUAAUUGUCUUUUGGAUUCAA
Messenger RNA from Jatropha curcas, 2164 nucleotides. RefSeq names its product clathrin adaptor complexes medium subunit family protein. NCBI's taxonomy places the organism in Eukaryota, Viridiplantae, Streptophyta, Magnoliopsida, Malpighiales, Euphorbiaceae. The record is from RefSeq and is a predicted model, not a curated record. Gene Ontology annotation, biological process: retrograde vesicle-mediated transport, Golgi to endoplasmic reticulum; endoplasmic reticulum to Golgi vesicle-mediated transport; Golgi localization. Gene Ontology annotation, cellular component: COPI vesicle coat.